UUUAACCACAAACCCGGGGAAGACAAUCAGCGGCACUCCUGUGCUGUUAGCUGAAAGUCUAGUGAAGCGUUCAACUCCAUUAAAUACAUUGUGAGUGCAACUUUGGACCCAUAAUUUGCAUCUCUAAUGCCACACUCCAGCGAGCUUCAUGUCACUAUUUGCCCAAAAGGGAAACGGCCUAAACCAAUUUGUAUUGGCCCAGAUAAGUAUAAAUGCCAGUUCUGCAACAGGAAGGGGGAGUAUGCUGCGCUUGUGGCUCACGUACAGACUCAUGAGAAGACAGCGAUUGAAUUUCAAGAGAAAAAAAUCUACAAAUGCAACUUAGGAUGCAGUAAAAGUAGCCACUACCAUUGCUGUUGCUGCAAGAGGACGAUAAUCUCACGAAAUUACUUCACUGAACAUAUACACAAGUGCGGGUUAUCCAUAAACAUGCAGCUGCACACACCGUGCAGUUCUUCAUCGGUCCCCAGCACUUCAACAUCAUCCGGUCAUUCUGCCCCACCGAUCACCACCUCACUCCCAAGCUGCAGUGACAGUAAUGGCUCAAACCCUGAGUGCAGUGAAGACAACACCACCAGGAGCCCGAAUGUCCUUGACAUUAAAGUGAAGUCACCCAGUCCUCCAUCUUCACCUGCUCCUUUGACCGCCCCCUCUGACAGCCAGGAUGUUCUCAUGUCUGUGAACCCAACCCACAACAUCUAUGCUGAUAGCCUCAAUGUACCGACAUCAAGACUCAGACGAAUCAUGUGUUACUUCUGCAAUUUAAUUCUCAACAAGAAAAACAUCAAAGUACACAUUCAAAGACGACAUUUGUUGGCGAAUCCAGACUUGCUGCAAACGAAUGGACUAAACCAUACACACUCUCGCAACAUGGAGGACCUGGUAGCAGAAGGCAUUACACUCAAGAUGCUUAAUGAUGCUCGGGAGACGGUCAUGAGCAGUCCUUUAGGAGUAAUCCAAACACCCAUGAUUCUCUGGAGCCAGACCACACUGCCACUCCAUGUGCCCUGUAAUGCCUAUCUGAAGUUAGAGAACAUGCAGAGGACAGGCUCGUUUAAGAUUAGAGGUGUAGCAAACCAGUUCGCCCGAAGAUCCAGCGAGGGCCAUUUUGUCACACUGUCUGCUGGGAAUUAUGGGAAAUCCUUUGCCUAUGCCUCUAAACACUAUGGAACAAAAGGCAAAGUGGUGAUGCCUGAAACAGCUCCCAUCUCCAGAUCUCUGCUCAUACAAAGUUUUGGCAUUGAGGUUGAACGAGCGCCGACCACAUGUCUUAUGGAUGUCGUCAAUCGAUGUGUUAAAGAGGAAAAAAUGACUUUACUUCAUUCCUACAAUGAUCUGGAUCUCAUAGCAGGACAUGCCAGUCUGGGGUUUGAGAUCCUGGAGGUGCUUCCUGAUCCUGAUGUUGUAGUAGUGAGCUGCGGUGGAGGGGGUUUACUGGCUGCAGUCGCAGCAGUCAUUAAACUUUCAGGUUGUGAAGACACCAGGAUUUAUGGAGUGGAACCAGAAGGAGCAUGCACCAUGUACAAAAGCUUCAUUGAGAAAAAGCCUGUUGGCAUGGACAGCAAAAGCAUCGCCUCUGGUCUUGCACCACCAUUUGCAGGCGCCUUGCCAUAUGCGAUAUGUCAGAAGUACGUGGAGGAGAUAGUGUUGGUGACUGAUGAUGAAAUCAAGUCUGCUGUUUCUGCUCUCUACGAAGCCGCUCUCGUUGUCGAACCAUCAGGAGCCGCUGCCUUUGCUGCCCUUGUUAACAACAGAAUACCAGACAUUGCUGGCAGGAACGUUGUGGUAAUCCUGAGUGGAGGGAACGUUGGCAGUGAUGAGCUUACCAGCUUCCCGGACUGAUUUACACAAUGCCUUUGUCUUGGAUUAGAUUAUUGGAUUACCUGUUUAGUCUUUUAAAGACUUUGAACUAGUGAAUGAAGAUGUGUCUGACAGCCAAAUCACCAUCAUUAUUUUUCAUACAUAGAAAACACUAACAUCAAAUAAGUUGGUUACAUAAUAAAAUAA
Neoarius graeffei (lesser salmon catfish) is the source of this 2007-nucleotide messenger RNA. It is a transcript of the gene srr, whose product is annotated as serine racemase. Gene Ontology annotation, biological process: L-threonine catabolic process; L-serine catabolic process. NCBI's taxonomy places the organism in Eukaryota, Metazoa, Chordata, Actinopteri, Siluriformes, Ariidae. The record is from RefSeq and is a predicted model, not a curated record. Gene Ontology annotation, molecular function: L-serine ammonia-lyase activity; threonine deaminase activity.